Molecule: messenger RNA, 1522 nt
Organism: Acomys russatus (golden spiny mouse)
Lineage: Eukaryota; Metazoa; Chordata; Mammalia; Rodentia; Muridae
Product: zinc finger protein 431-like
Exons: 4
Coding region: 86-1522 (478 amino acids)
Biological process (GO): negative regulation of transcription by RNA polymerase II; regulation of immune system process; regulation of cytokine production
Molecular function (GO): RNA polymerase II cis-regulatory region sequence-specific DNA binding; DNA-binding transcription factor activity
Source: RefSeq, a predicted model, not a curated record
AUUGACCUAUGAUGAUGUGAAUGUGAAAUUCACUGUGGAAGAGUGGGCUUUGCUGGAUCCUGCCCAGAAGAGUCUCUACAGAGAUAUGAUGCUGGAGACCUACAGGAACCUCACUGCCAUAGGGUACAAUUGGGAAGCCCAUAACAUUGCAGAGAGUCUUCAUAAUUCUAGAAGAUCUAGAAGAUAUAUUCAAAGGCAUGUAAUAAUCCAUACAGGAGAGAAACCUUAUGAAUGUAAUCAAUGUGGUAAAGCCUUUGCCUGGCACAGGUCUCUUCAAAUGCAUAAAAGUAUUCAUACAGAAGAGAAACCUUAUGAAUGUAAUCAAUGUGGUAAAGCCUUUGCGCAGCACAGAUAUCUUCAGCUACAUAAAAGAAGUCAUACAGGAGAGAAACCUUAUGAAUGUAAUCAAUGUGUUAAAGCCUUUGCUUGGCAUGGGAGUCUUCAAAGGCAUGAAACUAUUUAUAGAGGAGAGAAACCUUAUGAAUGUAGUCAAUGUGGUAAAGCCUUUGCAUGGCACAGGUCUCUUCAAAUGCAUAAAAGAAUGCAUACAGGAGAGAAACCAUUUGAAUGUAAUCAAUGUGGUAAAGCCUUUGCAUGGCACAGUCAUCUUCAAAGCCAUGAGAGAAUCCAUACAGGAGAGAAACCUUAUGAAUGUAAUCAAUGUGGUAAAGCCUUUGCACGGUGCAGUCACCUUCAAAGCCAUGAGAGAAUUCAUACAGGAGAGAAACCUUAUGAAUGUAAUCAAUGUGGUAAAGCCUUUGCACGCCACAGUCAUCUUCAAAGACAUGAGAGAAUUCAUACAGGAGAGAAACCUUAUGAAUGUAAUCAAUGUGGUAAAGCCUUUGCAUGGCACAGUCAUCUUCAAAGCCAUGAGACAAUUCAUAGAGGAGAGAAACCUUAUGAAUGUAAUGAAUGUGGUAAAGCCUUUGCAUGGCACAGGUCUCUUCAAAUGCAUAAAAGAAUGCAUACAGGAGAGAAACCUUUUGAAUGUAAUCAAUGUGGUAAAGCAUUUGCAUGGCACAGUCAUCUUCAAAGCCAUGAGAGAAUCCAUACAGGAGAGAAACCUUAUGAAUGUAAUCAAUGUGGUAAAGCCUUUGCAUGGCGCAGUCACCUUCAAAGCCAUGAGAGAAUUCAUACAGGAGAGAAACCUUAUGAAUGUAAUCAAUGUGGUAAAGCCUUUGCACGCCACAGUCAUCUUCAAAUCCAUAAAAUAACUCAUACAGGAGAGAAACCUUAUGAAUGUAAUCAAUGUGGUAAAGCCUUUGCAUGGCACAGUCAUCUUCAAAGCCAUGAUACAAUUCAUACAGGAGAGAAACCUUAUGAAUGUAAUCAAUGUGGUAAAGCCUUUGCAUGGCACAGUCAUCUUCAAAGCCAUGAGAGAAUCCAUACAGGAGAGAAACCUUAUGAAUGUAAUCAAUGUGGUAAAGCCUUUGCAUGGCACAGGUCUUUUCAAAAGCAUAAAAGAAUUCAUACAGGAGAGAAACCUUAUGAAUGUAAUCAAUGUGGUAAAGCCUUUGCAUGA